CUUUUCUUCCAUCCAACUCAAUACAAUAAACAAUACCAACCAAACUCAGUUCAAAAAUACCAGAUUUAACUUUAAACAAUUUAAAGCGUCGGUAAAAAAAUUAACCGGCGAAGUAAAAGUCGCCGGAAAAUGGAAGCUCAUGCGUCGGGAUUAGGCCGUGUGUUACUUCUCUGCUUUUGCGUCGCCGGAAUCUGGACUGCUUACAUUUCUCAAGGCGUUCUUCAGGAACAUUUAUCGACGAAGAGAUUUGGGCCAGACGAGAAGAGAUUUGAGCACUUAGCGUUUUUGAAUUUGGCACAAAAUGUUGUCUGUUUCAUUUGGUCUUUUAUCAUGAUUAGUCUUUGGUCGAGAGGAAGUAAGGGAGGAGCGCCAUGGUGGAGUUAUUGGAGUGCGGGUAUUACUAACACUAUUGGUCCAGCAAUGGGUAUUGAAGCUUUGAAGUAUAUUAGCUAUCCUGCUCAGGUCCUUGUGAAAUCGUCAAAGAUGAUUCCAGUGAUGGUUAUGGGCGCUCUGGUUUAUGGCAUCAAAUACUCGUAUUCGGAGUAUAUUUGCUCAUUUCUUGUGGCAGGAGGUGUGUCACUUUUUGCACUCUCUAAGACCAGUGCAAAGACCAUUAGUAAGCUGGCACAUCCUAAUGCACCUCUUGGAUAUGGGCUCUGUGUCCUGAACCUUGCUUUUGAUGGAUUUACAAAUGCCACACAGGAUUCUAUAACAGCAAGGUAUCCGAAAACAAGUGCCUGGGAUAUCAUGCUUGGAAUGAAUCUCUGGGGCACCAUAUACAAUGUGGUCUACAUGUUUGGUUGGCCCCAAGCCAGUGGUUAUGAAGCCAUUCGUUUCUGCAAGCAGCAUCCUGAAGCAGGAUGGGACAUCCUCUUUUACUGUUUAUGUGGUGCAGUUGGCCAAAAUUUCAUCUUCCUAACCAUCAGCCGAUUUGGUUCUCUUGCUAACACAACUAUUACUACCACCCGCAAGUUUGUUAGCAUUGUUGUCUCUUCUCUUUUGAGCGGCAAUCCUCUCUCCACAAGUCAAUGGAGCAGUGUUGUCAUGGUCUUCUCUGGGUUGUCCUACCAGAUUUACCUUAAAUGGCAGAAGCUACAAAGAUUGCAAAAGAAGCGGAAAACCACUUGAAAGAAGGUAUACACAGUUUUAUCUGGGUUAUCCUUCCAGAUUGACUACAAAUGGCUGACGCUGCAAAGAUUGCAAAAGAAGUGAAAAGCCACUCGAAAGAAGCUAUACAUAGUUAAGAUUCUUUAACAAGGUCCUUUUUUGUGCCUCCCUACAAGUAAUCUAAAAAUGUACCUUUGUUAUGCUAGUUUCGGUUUAGAUUUCAGGAGAUAAGAUCAGGGAGAAUAUAGAAGAAUGUAACUAGAAUACUAGUAGAUUUGAAGAACAAUCAAUGAAGUUUUGUCAUGAUUUAUGCAUAUGCGUGUAAAGUGCUGCAAUUUAAAGCUUAAUCCUUCUCCCUUCAAGAAGAAAAGCUUUAGACUACAGUACAUUAAAUCAUUCAGUUAAUCCUGAUCCUGUUGAACUUCCAAAACAAUGUUACCAUUAUAUUAUGGGGGCUCACUCGGUCA
Chenopodium quinoa (quinoa) is the source of this 1574-nucleotide messenger RNA. RefSeq names its product UDP-galactose/UDP-glucose transporter 3. Lineage: Eukaryota; Viridiplantae; Streptophyta; Magnoliopsida; Caryophyllales; Amaranthaceae. The transcript has 7 exons. The record is from RefSeq and is a predicted model, not a curated record. Gene Ontology annotation, cellular component: Golgi membrane; endoplasmic reticulum membrane. Gene Ontology annotation, molecular function: UDP-glucose transmembrane transporter activity; UDP-galactose transmembrane transporter activity. Gene Ontology annotation, biological process: UDP-galactose transmembrane transport. The coding region runs from base 130 to 1128 and encodes 332 amino acids.